Messenger RNA from Armigeres subalbatus, 4141 nucleotides. RefSeq names its product erythroid differentiation-related factor 1. Gene Ontology annotation, molecular function: nucleic acid binding. The transcript has 4 exons. Bases 232 to 3987 code for a protein of 1251 amino acids. NCBI's taxonomy places the organism in Eukaryota, Metazoa, Arthropoda, Insecta, Diptera, Culicidae. Gene Ontology annotation, biological process: positive regulation of DNA-templated transcription. The record is from RefSeq and is a predicted model, not a curated record.
UGUUUUAUGCGUCGCCACUCUUCGUUACUUUCUUAUGAAUGGCGCAUGCAGUGUUACAUCUCGUAUUUUCUAGAAGAAACUUUUAACCCGGUAUUGAAUUAAAUAAUCUCCGCCGAGAUGCGUGUUGUACAGUGACUCAGAAUGCGUGUUUUAGUGCACACAGUGUUUUAAAAGCUAGAUCCAGCGGAAAGUUGUUUUCAAAGCACAUUUUAAUACAUCAGUAUCUACCAGAUGGACGACGCUGACAUUCACAUAUGCUCAUCGCUGAUGGAUCAUCAGGAUAGCAACUCAUCAGCACCUGCCAACGACAAGGAUCACGUCAAAUCAAAGGCCAUCGUGCGUUUCCUGAGCGUGCAGAGUACGGCCCCAUUCGCUCGAUUGAAAUGCAACACGGACUUGAACUUGCCUCCCUCGAACUGGUUGAGCAACUCGGCUAACUCCUAUGGGCUGGGGAAAUUUUUGUCAUCCCAUCAGGGUGGCUUCAGCAGCUUUCGGAUGGCCAACAUGUUUCCCGAUUGUGUCGGAGGGGUGGAUGUCGUAUCCGACGCUGAGAAUAUUAAGAGGCUCCUAAAAUUGCCGUAUUCCAGAAAAAGCGUCAUAUCAAUGAUUGUGCACCGUAUCGAAAAUACUUUGUUGAUCGAUGAGUUCGACGUAGCCAAGUAUUUGCUGCGACAGGAAGAUACUGAGUGGCAAUGGUUGCGGCAGUUUAUUUACGAGCACAUAUUGAAUAGUCUGAACGAUAAUGAUAGAAAACUAUUUAUUCAUACCAAGUCCAGAGAGGCAUUGGCGCAUAAGUACCUGACAUCUAAGUUCUUAUACUACAGCUUAAAGGCUGAAGAAGAGGAGGGAGAUGGGGAAGGAUUUGCUGAGGAGGUUGAUGAAGGAUGUCAGGAAUAUAAACCGUUGCCAUUGACCGGACCGAUACUUCCCGAGCCAGAUGAAGAUGAGAAUUGUCCAGAUCCUGGUCAAAGAAAUCACGUGUUUAACCGGAAUGUGGUGUGGACUUUUGAGGAUAUUCGAAUGUUGAUUGGUACAGAUAUGCCAAUUUUUGGAGGGGCAAAUCGACCGUGUAUCAGCCUUCGGUUACGAGAUGAGACCAAACCAAUUAAUGUGUUAACAGGAAUUGAUUACUGGUUGGAUAAUCUAAUGUGCAACGUACCAGAAGUGGUGAUGUGCUAUCAUUUGGAUGGCAUUGUUCAACGAUACGAACUAAUCAAAACUGAAGAUCUACCCCAUUUGGAAGAUUCCAAAUUUUCACCACAAAUGAUACGUAACGUGGCUCAGAACAUCUUAGCUUUUCUGAAAGCCAAUGCAACCAAAGCCGGUCAUACUUAUUGGUUGUUCAAAGCGAAGAAUGAUGAUGUCGUGAAGCUCUACGACUUGACCACACUAUGCCAAAACAACGCUUCAGGUGAAUCACAACCAGAGGCAGAAGAAUCUGAUAAAUCUGUACAGGAAAAUCAAAACCCGUUCACUAUUCCGGUGGCAAUGUUGUUGUAUACUGUGGCACGAAAUAUGAAAAAUUCUGCGGAAGGUAUUUCCGCUACUAAAGCCGGAGCAAUUAGGACUCUGUUGGACAACUGCAUUACCCUACUGCCGAAGGAAAAGUACCCUCAAAUUGUGACUUCGUCGCAUUACAUUCUGUCCGAUUUAUAUAUCCCAGCGGAAACGGAUCCAGGAUCGCCUAAAUUCAACACAGUUAUAGACGACGAAGAUGAUGAGUUUAGCUCCUUAUUCGGUGACAAUACGGCCAGUGCAACUCCUCGACAAGACGAUUACACCAAUGAUGAUCACACCAGCGAUCGCCUAGAAGCCGCAAUCAAGAGUAUUGAGGAAACGUUACAAGAGUACAAUGGAAGUGAUAGCUGGAGAUGCAAUUCUCGGCCUCCGCCUUUGAUAGGCGAAAUCGAGGAACGCUGUGAAAAUGCUUUACAGCACAUAGCCGAUGGUCUAAGCUGUCUGCAGUAUUUCGAUAGUAGCGAGGAAAUAAAGAAUAAGGAAAAAGAGAAAGCUGAAGAAAAGCGUCAAAUCUACCAUGAAGAAACCCAUCCCAACAUGGCCAAAUCCGACGAUGCUAUUCCUUUACCUUACAGUCCAUUAAACCCAGAACCGGAAUUUGCUCAUUCUGAUGAGGCUAUACCAAUGGGUUGGAAGGAGGACGAUAAGUGCCAAGAAACGGAGAUCGAGUUUUCCAGGAGAGGCGCGAAGAAGAAAUCCAAAAGGAAAAUAGAGAAAAAACGGGUAGUGCUGGAUGGUACAACUUCGGAAGUUGAUGCAAGAUCACUACUGCUGAAGGGCGAAAUAGGUGUGAUCAAAUCGUGGAACAUCCAUUUGAAGAUUUUGUUGUUUGAGAAGGCAUGUCUUACCUAUGCAACGCUUGCCGAGCGAUACUACGCGGAGGAGCGAUAUGGAACAUCCCUUCGUUUCAUUUACGCGGCCGUAAGAUGCCAACAAGUCGUUACCAAGUACAUAUCUUGUGUAUCGUCCCAACGAAGUCUUUUGCUGGGCCGGAUAGGCGACUGCUUCUUUCAAUUGGCCAAAAAGUGGGACAAUAUUGAAAUUUAUCUGAAGGAAUUUGGAGAGGAAAACCAAGUGGAUCGUCUCAUUAUGGACGAACUGGUGAAAGAUAUUGGAAGCGAUGUGGAACAAUCGCUCCCUCUACCAACGGCGAAUAUCGAACAAUUGAUGAUAACGAGUUGCGGGUGUUACGAAACAGCUGUAGCGUGUGCUUCGAAGGACGCUAAGGGGGAGCUAAACCGAAGAUUGGGCAGUGUGCGGAACGAACUGGGAGUAAAGUAUAUGCAUUGGGCACAAGAUGAAUACCGGAAGUUUUGGGAACUACCUACCGAGGAAACUGAAGUAUUCGAAAAGGCAGCCAAAGAAAACGAAUGCAAGAUUGAGCCACUGUAUCAGAUUUUGGCCAAGAAAUCGUACGAUUCGUUGCAAAAGGGAGUUACGUUGUUCGAAGCGGUUCACGAUCCUACUAACCUGGCAUUUUUACUCUGUAACAUGGGACGAUUUAUGCGGUUCCGAGCUCAUAUUCAUUUAGUGGGCGAAAGUAGAAAUAACGUUCACCUUCAAAAGAAAUUUUACCACGAAGCAUUUGCUAACUAUCAACGUGCUCUAGGAGUGCUUGGCUCAAAAAAGGAAAACCCAGAUCUAUGGUCCUUAGUGACAUGGGAAUUGUCAACAGCUACGUUCAACCUUGCGAAACAACUACAAGACUACAACAGUGCAGAUAGUGAUAAUACUCAGAGCCUCGAGGAAGUUGAACAAGAAGUAGUGGAGAUGCUACAAAAAGCUUUGAAGAUCUGCGACCAAGAAGCCACUGGACCACGCCAAGUGCUUUAUUCUUUCCGGGCGGCUCUGAUUCAUCACAGAAUUGCGUCUUACUAUCACUUCUCAUUCCGAUCAACCGCCGAAGAACAUCGUCGUAAAACAGUACUGCAGCUUUGCAAGCUACACUAUGAGAAAGCCGUCAAAAUCUUCGAAAGUCUCAAUGAGCCCCAAGAGUAUCUGCAGAUCCAGAUGGAACGAAUCGCAUUACAAGAGUACCAGUGCGAACUAGCGCAGACCAUCCCGGUGAAACUGCGGCAUAUGCAGCAAGCACUCGAGCUGUGCAAACAGUGUCGACCCACGAUCGAAUACCUUUCGAUGACUAAAUCUUACACAACCAGCGCUACGAACAACAACUUUGACUGUGAUGAGAUUCAAAAAUUGCUGGAUCUAUUCGAAAAACGUUUACAGAUCAUACUGAAAACGUUGACCAAACUUUGCAUGCUUUCGACUAGUGGAAGCGGCAAGAAAUCCGACGGUGAACGCAUGGUUAAUCACUACAAAGAUCUGUUUCGAAUUACGCUCCAAAAGCGCCCAGCCAAUACGGCCGAGGAUGUACCGCAUAGUGGCAACAAUGUGAUUAAGGAGUAUGCCUUGCAUCUAGCGAAUAUGUUGGAGAAAAUAUGUGACUUUGAUGCUACCGAAAGUUAAACUAUCGUUGUAUUUUACACCCAUUUUGUGAUGUCUCGACUGUUUUACCAUUAUUUCCGGUUCAAAACGAUCUAAUCUGUGAACGUUUCUUAUCUGUAAGAAAGAAAAAAACUUGGCAUUUAAAUAAACAGCUACAUCGUUAGAUUUAUUUGUA